This is a messenger RNA of Rhizoctonia solani, 627 nucleotides long. RefSeq names its product RNA polymerase II transcription factor B subunit 3. The record is from RefSeq and is a predicted model, not a curated record. The transcript is spliced from 2 exons. The coding region runs from base 1 to 627 and encodes 208 amino acids. NCBI's taxonomy places the organism in Eukaryota, Fungi, Basidiomycota, Agaricomycetes, Cantharellales, Ceratobasidiaceae.
AUGGAAGCCAAAAUUGCCGAGCAUCGCGCUGCGAACGCUGCGAUCAUCGAAAUGAACGAGCAGCGAGAAGCCCGAGAGGCUGCCAAUCUACGAGAUAUUGAAGAACGCGAACGACUCGACCGGCAGCAACGGGCCGAAGAAGCUCGUCGGGCGGAGGAGGAAGAGGAGCGUGAACGGGAGCGAAAUAAACUGGAACUUAUCAACCAAUUGGAAUCCAGCAACGCGCCCGCGUCACGGGUAUUGGCUAAAGCAAAGGCUCAACAGCGUCAACGUGAAACAAUGCGCAAUGUUGGCUCGGCUGUGCCCUCGUCGUCGGCUUUGUUGCGGGCAAAGGCGGCCGCACGUGCCGAGGCUGCCGUGGACGUUCCUCACGUUCCGAUUACAGAUCAUUGGUCCGCUGAGACCCACCGUUUCACUUUGAAAGAAUCAUACGACGACGCAUUGUCGAUUGGCGUUCGGGCUGAUCCCCGCGGUGUGAUGCGCGCCGGCGGAUAUAUGAUUGAACAGGCAUGGAGCAGGGCUCUAAGCUGUGGGGUAAUGGGCCUCGAUAUUCCUCCCUUACGAGGGGAAGGUCCUACACCGACCCUGCCGCAUAUCAACGAUGGGGAGGCCAUCCUGGCUACGUAA